Molecule: messenger RNA, 2004 nt
Organism: Phaeoacremonium minimum UCRPA7
Lineage: Eukaryota; Fungi; Ascomycota; Sordariomycetes; Togniniales; Togniniaceae
Product: putative trna (cytosine-5-)-methyltransferase ncl1 protein
Exons: 2
Coding region: 1-2004 (667 amino acids)
Biological process (GO): rRNA base methylation; maturation of LSU-rRNA
Cellular component (GO): nucleolus
Molecular function (GO): rRNA (cytosine-C5-)-methyltransferase activity; RNA binding
Source: RefSeq, a predicted model, not a curated record
AUGAAGAAACAGGGGCCUCCUGAGCCCCUGUCAGAAGAGCAUUUUGCCAAUCUGAAGCGAAAGAAGGGCCUCCCCGUCGACAAUACAAGUGAAGAGCUCCCAGCGAAGAAGCGGAGGACGGCCAAGAAGCCUGAGCCUGUCAAGGCCAAGGGUAAGACGGCCGCCACAGCGAAAAAACCUGCUGCGCAACAGACGAAUGGAACGAAGACGUCCAAAGCCUCAGCGACGAAUGGCAAGAAAUCGAAAGCUCGAGUGCCAGAACCCGAGUCUGCUUCUGACGAUGAGUUAGACGUGGAUGCGUUCAGCGGCUCUGAUCUGGAUGCGGAAGGCUUGUCAGAUCUGGAGGAUGGAGACGAGAUGCAACUGGGCGACGACUUCCUCGGAUCCGACUCCUCUGUCUACGACUCCGACGCGGAGCAGCAAAAACAGGAGUUCGUCUUCUCUGAGGAUGAGGAUGAUUCUGAUCUGGAAGAGAAGUUGACAGCUGCAAAUAUCGAGGGUCUGUCGAGGAAGCUGGACAUGCAAUUGGCGCAAGAGGCUGCAGAAGCACAGGCCGAACUUGAGGAGACUGCACUACAAACAAACAUUGAUGGAGAUAAACCUCAUGUGCUCGACGAUGACGAGGAAGACGGUGAUGAGCUUGCCAAGAAGACAAAGUCUCUGUUGGCUCCAGACCUGCAACUACUACGGAACAGGAUAACAGAGACUGUACGAGUACUGGACGACUUUGGCAAGCUUGCAGAGGAAGGCAGGUCAAGGGCAGAGUAUACAGCCCAGCUGCUGAAGGACAUCUGCACAUACUACGGAUACUCUGAGUAUCUUGCGGAGAAGCUGUACAAUCUGUUCAGUCCUAAGGAGGCCUUCGCCUUCUUCGAGGCUAACGAAAGUGCCAGACCUGUUGUCAUCAGAACCAACACUUUGAGGACAAAUCGAAGAGAUUUGGCUGGUGCCCUCAUCAACAGGGGUGUCACUCUGGAGCCGGUAGGGAAAUGGUCGAAGGUCGGCCUGCAAAUCUUCGAGAGUAAUGUGCCACUUGGUGCUACUCCCGAAUACCUGGCCGGUCACUACAUUCUGCAAGCUGCUUCUUCGUUUCUACCCGUAAUGGCCCUCGCCCCACAGGAGCACGAACGAGUGCUCGAUAUGGCUGCUGCCCCCGGCGGUAAAACAACACACAUGGCAGCGCUGAUGAGGAACACUGGCUGCAUCUUCGCCAACGAUCCGAGCAAGCAGCGAGCGAAGGGUCUGAUUGGUAACAUCCACCGUCUGGGUGCAAGAAAUGUUAUCGUGGCGAACUACGACGCCCGAGAGUUCCCUAGGGUCAUUGGAGGCUUUGACCGAGUAUUGCUUGAUGCGCCUUGCUCAGGUACAGGUGUCAUUGCCAAAGAUGCGAGCGUUAAGACGAAUAAGACGGAGCGCGACUUCAUGGUGCUUCCACAUACGCAGAAGCAGCUGCUUCUCGCUGCAAUUGACUCUGUCAACCAUGCCAGCAAGACUGGCGGCUAUCUAGUCUAUUCUACUUGCUCCGUCACCGUAGAGGAGAACGAGCAAGUUGUUGCAUACGCCCUAUCAAGGCGACCCAACGUCAAGCUCGUCGAGACCGGCCUGCCUUUCGGAAAGGAAGGCUUCACGAGCUACAUGGGCAAGAAGUUCGACGCCAGCCUGAAGCUGACCCGUCGCUACUACCCGCACACGUACAACGUCGACGGCUUCUUCGUCGCCAAGUUCCAGAAGACGGGCCCCACGCCGGCAAACGCCGUGCUGGCGGACAAGAGGGCCGCUCCCUCCAACGGCGUGGGCAAGGUCGCGGCUGCCGACGAGGUUAUAGACAAGACGCCAAUCGCGGGCGAUGCCGAGACCGACGAGAAGGACGACUUUGGUGGCUUUGACGACGAUGAGGACGAGAAGUACAUUGAGCGCGCUAAGCGGAAUGCGAUGAGGAGGAGAGGUCUCGAUCCGCGGGCGCUCAAGAAGAAUGGGCAAAAGGGGUCGGAAAAGGCAAAUUAG